AUGAGCAAUAGCAAAGAAACAAUGACAAAAAAGCAACAAGAUGACCUUGCUUCAAAUUUUAAUAAUCUCCCUUGGGGUUUGCCUAUGGGUUUUCCAUCGAUGGCACCAUUUGGAGUCUAUCCACCAUUUGGUUUACCUACAUCCAAUUUUCCAUCGCUGAACAGUUUUCCACCUCCUCCACCAUUGUCUUCAUUAUUAUCAUCGAGUAAUUCGACAAAUCCUACUGCAUCUGAUGUUUGGCCAAAUGGUUUAUCUACAUCUAAUUCUAACAUUGAUUACAAUGAAUACGCUAAACAAUUAGGUUUACUUAUGAAUGCAUUUAAUGAUCAAACACAGAAGACAGAAAUAGACAAAUCAAAAACACCACCGAGUGUUAAAUCGUCUAAAUCAAAGCGAACCACCCCAGCUACUAAUACAUCGUUAGCAUCAGCUAAUGCAACACAUCAUAAAACGUCCACAUCGAAAAUUACCGAUGAAUCAUAUCGUCGUCCUACAUCUACAUCCUCAUCGGCGUCCUCUCGGCCUUCCUCGUCAAAUAACCAAAAGAAAUCUUCCCAUUCAAAAUCCUCGAACUCGACAACUUCAACUAAAACACCAGCGAAUACCGAUUCAUCACUACUAGAUCCACUUGCCUUUGCUACCGCUGCAGCAGCAGCUGCUGCUGCUAGUGGCGGUAAUCUCACGGCAUUUCCUUAUUUUCUUCCAUCAUUACUCUCACAACCAACAGGAACAAAUAAUAAUAAUAAUAACACUGCGACAUCAUAUCCUUUCUCUACGUUGUCAUCAUCGUUAAUGAAUCCAACUGGCAGUCUUUAUCCAUUUUUAUCACCCGAUUGGCUCACAACAUCGCCAGCGUCAAAGCUUCUCGAGGGACUUAGUGGAUCAACUGAUUCAAAAGACUCAACUUCACAUCAAACAUCUAAAUCAAAACAAUCACAAAAACAUAUAACACCUGAGAAUAAACAUUCAUCGACUCUCAACUCUCUACUUAACGAAUCACUUUCACCUUCAAAAUCAAAGAAACGAGCCAAAUCAAUUCGUGAUCUAGCUGAAGAACAGGAAUUGAAUCGAGAACGAACCUCGCCGAAUAAUUCAGCAAGAAAAUCUCUUACAAACAAUCCGAGUCUUCUUCAUUCUACAUUGAUAAAAUCCUCAUCGGAUGUUAUUGGAUCAUCUUCCCUAACAUCCAUUGAUUCUUUAUUCAAACCAAUUCUAUUCGAUCAACAACCAUCUGAUCUCUGGGCAUUUAAGCCUAUUAAAGACUCGAAAAUAGAUGAUGCUGAUUCAAAUAAUGGAAACGGUCUACGAGAAAAUCUGUUGAAUUUAAGUCGACGAAGUAGUAACAAUGAUACACCAGUGAAUCAUUCAGCAGAUGAAUCUCGAUCAAAUGAUGGCGAUGAUUCCGAUCCAAAUCCAAAACGACGAAAAACAGAUGAAGUGAACGAAGCACUUGUUCGAAUUCCAUUGAGUCGAGGAUGGAAACGUGUAACAAUCGUUCGAGCAGUGACCCGGACUGGUGUACGUGGUGAUGUUUCAUACUAUGCUCCAUGUGGAAGAAAAUUACGUUCAUUCCAAGAAAUUGAUCGAUAUCUGGCAAAAAAGAAUAUCACUGAUUUGGAUCGUUCACACUUUACAUUCAGUUCUAAAGUACAUAUUGGACAUUUUCAUGAACCGAAAGAAGGUCCAGAUGGAAAGACAAUCUUCAAUGAAUCCACAGAGGAUGAGAUUGUCAAUCGCAUUUUGGAAAUCAAUCCCAAAUUUCGUCGUAUCAAAUUUGAUUACGAAAGCGAAACGCCAACGAAAACAUCUGCUGUAUCGAGUCCGUCGGUCACUCCAAGUCAUCACAACGGUGAUAGUUUUCAACAGAUCUAUGAAGAAAACAAAAAGCUUCGCCUCGAGCAAGAAGAAAUGGCGAAACGAGCCGCAGAAAUCAAUACAACACGUGAAACCAUGCGUUUAUUGCAAAAUCUAACUGGUGACAGUUCGAAAAUAUCGGAACAUCUAGCAAGCAGUCAAUUUCAAGCAAGCGAGUUUCUGAAGAUCUUCAUGGAACAACAAAAACUAGUUCAACAGCAAGAACUUGAACAUCAACAGAAGCUACAGGCAGAACAACAAGAACAGGAACGCAAACGUCAAGAAUUGACUUAUUUAAAACAAUUAGAAUUGAAGAAACGGCAGGAAGAAAAGCUUCUCCUAAUAGAACAACGAAAGGCAGAAAAAAAUGCGGAACGUGAAAGAAAGAUUCAAGAGAAAUAUCUAGAAAUCGUUCAAGCAAAAGAAAUGAAAAGAAUCGCUGAAGAUAUGCAACUACGAGAUCUUAAACCACUUCCGACACUAAAACCGGUGGAUAAUAUGCGUUUAUCAAUUGAAGCCUUUGCUAAUUCUUUAAUGAUAAUUCAAUUUCUCAAUAAUUUCAAACAUAUUCUUCAUAUUCCUGAUAAUCUAAUUCCGACAUUAAACAGUCUUCAACAAUCGUCAUCAUCAUCAUCGCGUGAUAUCAACUCUCUUUGCCAAGUUUUGCUUAAUAUUGCAUUGGAAGAUCCGGGUAUACCUAAUCCGAAGAAAUGUAUAACGAAUCUUGGACAAAAACUGUCAGAAAUCGACAUUAACGAACAUACGUUCGGUGAAGUUCUUCGAUUGUACAUUCGAGAACGGAAUGGAUUUGAUGAUAAAAUCACUCAAAAUCUGUCAGAUACAUCGUUUCAAUCGUUAACUAUCGAUGAAAAACUGGAAAUCUUAGCAUUCUUAUGUAAUGAUCUAUCAAUGAAUAAACAAAUUGUCGAAGGAGUAGAUCAUAAUCUCGAUGAAUUAAUUGUUCUAAAACAUGAAAAGUUGGAAAUCGAAAAACGACUACGUCGUUUAAAGUUCGAAAAAUCAAACAAUGCAAAUAGUAACAAUACCAAAAAAUUGGCCGCAUUGAUUCGCGAAAAAGAUAUGAACAGUUCAGAUAACGAAAGUCCAGAUGAAAGUGAUGAUGAUGAAUCGCCUAAAAACGACGAAGAUACAACAGUUAUCAGCGAUCCAGCUGCAGAUACAGCAGACGAUCAAGAUAUCGAAACGAUCGACGAAACUAAAAUCGAUGAUUUAGAUAAGCGUUUAACAUUAGUCGGAAGAAAAUAUACCUUAAUUAAACGCCGUGCCUUCGAUAAAUAUUCUCGCAUACGUGCACUUCAUCUCGGACAAGAUCGAUAUCGCCGUCGUUAUUGGUACUUUUCGCAUUUACCAGGAAUCUAUGUCGAAGGUUUGACAUCAGGCGACAUAUGUGCUAACUUGAUCAAGGAUACUGUUGAAAAUGCAACAAAACAAAAAUUGGAUAAUACGGUCGAAGUUACUACUUCAUCGCGUUCUACACAACGUAAAAAACAACAAGUAAAGACCACGGAUCCGACUCCCACGCCACAACAACUAUCAUCAUUGGAAAGUUCUGUUGAACAAUCGACACCAAUGGAUUUGGAUAAAGUCAAAACUGAACAGAUUGAUAACGAAGAAGAACAACAACAGCAGCAGCAGAAUGCAUCGAAAAACGCGCAAGCAGAUUUUUCGACGAUGGAUUUAUCUGCUUUCUGUAUGACUACGAAACAAGACGAUGAAAACGAUGUAAAACUUGAAGACGUCAAAGACGAACAAGCAGAUGUGAUUAAAUCUGAACAAAACGAUGUGGUUAUUAGCAAUAACAAACGUGAUUUGGAUGAUAGCGUCGAUAAUGGCCUACCACUUGAUCUUUCUUGUUCCAAGCCGAAACGUUCAUGUGAAGACGACUAUUGGACAACUCAACAUACACAGGCUGCGCAUUUGUUACCACCGACUGCUAACAAAUAUGAUCAAUUUCACGAAUUAAAUGGCAGUCUUGCUUCUACGUCAAUGCUAUUUGAUAAUAUCAAACAAGAAAAUAUACUUUCAACCAAUAUCCUUAAUUUUACAAAUGCGAAUGAAAUCGUCUCGCCCUAUGACUUCUCGGCAUCCGUAAAGCAAGAAUCUGUAAUGAAUGCUUACAAACAGAUCGAACAGACUAUCCGAGAGAAAUAUCAAUACCCACAACCAUUACCAAUUCCUGAAGACGUUCAAUCCGGUUGGUGGUGCAUUCAAACACCUGACGAGUUGCGUCUGUUGAUUAAAUCUCUCGCUAAACGUGGCCAACGUGAGCGAUAUCUAUGUCGAAUGUUGCAACGUUACUUUGAUGUUAUAACACAUUUGAUGAAACAACAUAAUCAAUCUAACGUUAAAAAUGAAAGUACACCUGUAUCAGCAACCGAAAAUGAAAUGGAUGAUGAUAAUCAUGAGCGACAAGUAUCAUUAAAUGAUCUCAACGAAAUUACCGAUUCAAAUGUUGAUGUGACACACGAAAUAGACGUUUUAAAUGAAAUUUAUAAUCUAUCCGAUCGAAUUAUUUCGUCCAGUUUUCAAUGUCGAUCCUAUGAUUCGGAUACUGUUCGUAAACGUCUAUCUUACUCUGAUAUUCAAGCCAAAGGUUCAGAUGUUCUCGACGAAGCUAAACAUCUUUUAACAGAACUCGAACGUAACAUUGAACGACGCUAUUUGAAGCAUCCAUUCGUUCGUAAAUGUGAAAUUAAUCUGUCUUCAUUGAAUCGUAUCAAUCAAAAUAGUACAUAUCAUCAUACAUUAGACAAUUCAACGAAUGAAAUAGUAUCGUCAUCAAGAUACGAUGAAGUACCACAACAACUUGAACGGUGGAGACGAACAGUUAAUGAAUCACGUACAUCAGCACAAGUUGCGCUAUGUUUAACACAAUUAGAACGCUGUAUCGCAUGGGAAAGAUCAAUUUUGCGGGUCUAUUGUGAAAUAUGCAAUUCCGAUGAUGACGAAGAGAAAUUAUUAUUAUGCGAUGGAUGUGAUCAUGGUACACAUACAUAUUGUUUUCUUCCACCAAUGUCGAGUAUACCGCCAAAUGAUUGGUACUGCUAUGUCUGUAUUGGUAAGGCAAAAGGUGAAAAUUUGUGUUUUGUCUGUGGAAAUUUCGACAAUGAUCAAUUAAAUCGAUGUGAACAUUGCGGAAAAUUGUUUCAUGAAGGAUGUUUGAAGAAUGCCAAACAGCAACGUGGCAAAUGGUUGUGUGUGUUAUGUGCUGCUAAUGAUCCUUCGUUUUCAAAUGGUACAACGUCAACCAAGCCGACAAUCAGUCGUCAGACAUCUCGGUCGAUCAAUUCUCGACAGACGACAACAGCAAGCACUACCAAUGGCGAAACAAACAGUCAAUUGCCAUCGACAACCACUGCAAGCCGAAACCGGUCGAAUAAUAAUCGAAAAUCGAAAGUGACUAAUCAUGAAAACUUAUCCUUACAAGAAUCACAUUCAAAUUCAUCGCACGCUGAUACAACCCUGAAUAAUACCAAUGAAACGUCGCCAACGGAAAAUAAUGAUCUCGAUGAUGAUAUACCAUCGCCGGUAAUUGGUAAUACAACGAAUAAUAACCAAAAGAAGAAGUCUUCGAAAAAGCCAAAGACAAAUAACGAUAUCAAAGCUUGCCGAACUAUCUUAAAUGAAUUACUAAAAAGUGAUGUGUCAUGGCCAUUCCAGACGCCUGUUGAUACCAAAGAACAUCCGGAGUAUUAUGAAUGUAUCAAAGAACCAAUGGACUUCUCCACGAUGAAAAAGAAAAUGCGUCAUAAUCAAUACAUAAAACGUGACGAUUUCUUUCAUGACAUUGAACUUAUUUUGAAUAACUGUGAAUAUUACAAUGAAGAUGAGAGUCCCGUUGGUCAAGCCGGACAUUUAUUACGAACAUUGUUUCAAUCCCUAUGGACAAAGCAAUUCGGUUGA
Adineta ricciae is the source of this 5778-nucleotide messenger RNA. The record is from the annotation of a GenBank genome assembly. Lineage: Eukaryota; Metazoa; Rotifera; Eurotatoria; Adinetida; Adinetidae.